AUGUCAGACUUGAAGGAAUUCGACGAAGUUGUGUUCAAGAACACAUCGUACCGUCUGGACCAGCCUUCGCUAUAUCUGGUCAGAAAGGCCAGGAGAGACCCGGAUGGAUACGAAAACCUCAAGAAGUCGGUCACGUCAGGGACUGUGUAUAUCGGCAAACUUUCAGUGGAAACAACAGAAGAACAGUUAUAUGAGCUAUUCAGUCGGUGUGGGGUGGUGAAGAAAAUCAUCAUGGGUCUGGACAGAUACACCAUGACGCCCACCGGGUUCUGUUUCAUCAUAUUUGCCAACUCCAAGGGAGCGCUUUCCGCAGUCAAAUAUUUGAACGGAACGAGAAUCAAUGGAAGAAGCAUGGCUAUAGACUUGGACCCCGGGUUUACAGAAGGCCGGCAGUUUGGCCGGGGCGAAAACGGAGGUCAACGCACGCACACGGAUACGAGGAGCAGAAGAGGAGCGCGGGGCGGAUAUCGCAGGCAGAACAGUGGCUAUCGCGAGAGAAGGCAUCCAAGCGGUAGUUACAGGUCUGACGCUGAAACUGCAUCUGGACCUGGCGUUUCGGAAUGGGAGAACACUCAGUUCACGGUGAACGUUCCCCCACACAUGAGCCAAGCGGGAGCAAGGGGCGACUCUGAGUUUGUACCUCCCCAUAUGAGGUGA
Kuraishia capsulata CBS 1993 is the source of this 657-nucleotide messenger RNA. RefSeq lists its product as uncharacterized. The record is from RefSeq and is a predicted model, not a curated record. Gene Ontology annotation, cellular component: nuclear cap binding complex. NCBI's taxonomy places the organism in Eukaryota, Fungi, Ascomycota, Pichiomycetes, Pichiales, Pichiaceae. Gene Ontology annotation, biological process: mRNA cis splicing, via spliceosome. Gene Ontology annotation, molecular function: RNA cap binding. The transcript has a single exon. Bases 1 to 657 code for a protein of 218 amino acids.